AUAAGAAGGCGGGGAGUGAGGAGAGGAAGAGAGAGAGAGAGCUUGGAGCACAACGAAAAUGGUGGCUGCUAAACUGCUAAGUGAUUGUUCAAAUCCAAUUACAGCGAUAAAGCCUUCGUCUCUUCUCAAUUCUUUGUUCAAUCAUCGUCAUCCUGCCCCCAACGGUGCUGCUUUUUGCCAUUCUCGAAACUUCCAACAACAUCCACGGAGCUUGUCCACCAUUAGAGCUUCUGGGCUGAACCGUCGGGACUUCAUUGCCGACACCGCUGCUGCCAGUGUUGCGCUUUCACUUGCGCCAAUUAUUGGAUUGGAUAGCUCAUUAUCCAUUGCUAAAGCUGAUGCGCUUUCUGAAUGGGAAAGAGUUCUCCUUCCAAUUGAUCCUGGCGUCGUUCUUCUAGACAUCGCUUUUGUCCCUGAUGAUCCUUCUCACGGUUUUCUGUUGGGGACAAGACAAACUCUUUUAGAGACUAAAGACGGGGGCAACACAUGGAUUUCCCGCUCAAUAUCUUCAGCUGAAGAUGAAGAUUUUAAUUACAGGUUUAAUGCCAUCAGUUUCAAGGGAAAAGAAGGGUGGAUUGUUGGAAAACCAGCAAUUCUGUUACAUACAUCAGACUCGGGAGAUAGUUGGGAGCGUAUACCAUUAAGUGCUGAACUCCCAGGGGACAUGGUGUACAUAAAGGCAACAGGAGAAAAGAGUGCAGAGAUGGUAACUGAUGAAGGUGCAAUAUAUAUUACAGCAAACAGAGGUUACAACUGGAGGGCAGCAGUACAAGAAACUGUUUCAGCCACUCUUAAUAGAACAGUUUCUAGUGGUAUUAGUGGUGCUAGCUACUAUACCGGCACCUUCAAUACCGUGAAUCGCUCCCCGGAAGGAAAUUAUGUUGCUGUUUCCAGUCGUGGUAAUUUCUACCUAACUUGGGAACCAGGACAGCCAUACUGGCAACCCCAUAAUAGGGCAGUUGCAAGAAGAAUCCAAAACAUGGGUUGGAGAGCGGAUGGUGGACUAUGGCUUCUUGUACGUGGUGGGGGUCUUUAUCUCAGCAAAGGCACAGGGAUAACAGAGGAGUUUGAAGAAAUUCCAGUACAGAGUCGUGGUUUUGGCAUUCUUGAUGUUGGUUACAGAUCACAGGAAGAAGCUUGGGCAGCUGGAGGAAGUGGUGUCCUUUUGAAAACCACCAAUAGCGGGAAGUCAUGGAGUCGUGACAAAGCAGCCGAUAAUAUUGCUGCCAAUCUUUACUCAGUAAAGUUCAUCAACGAUAAACAAGGAUUCGUGCUAGGAAAUGAUGGAGUCUUGCUAAAGUAUCUUGGUUAAUUUCAUGGUUUUGGUGAGAUCUGUAAUUUUGUAAUACGCAAAAAGUACCACAUAUAUCCGGGGUAGCACGGAGAAAUCAAGUUCAAGUUCAAGUUCAUUUUAUAUUGAAUUUAUGAUGUAUCUAGUGAGCAACUCGACUUGGUGCAUCGUUUGUGAACCCUUGUAAAUGAAUUCAAGAACGACAUAACGGAAUAAUUAUUCUUUUUGUAUUGGGUUGUUCUUAAACUUCGUGUUCAAGACAUUCAAAUACAUUGGUUGGGAAGUGC
Cynara cardunculus var. scolymus (artichoke) is the source of this 1578-nucleotide messenger RNA. RefSeq names its product photosystem II stability/assembly factor HCF136, chloroplastic. The transcript has 9 exons. The coding region runs from base 59 to 1312 and encodes 417 amino acids. The record is from RefSeq and is a predicted model, not a curated record. NCBI's taxonomy places the organism in Eukaryota, Viridiplantae, Streptophyta, Magnoliopsida, Asterales, Asteraceae. Gene Ontology annotation, molecular function: protein binding.